AUGGGGAGGAAAUCCGAUAUAAAUUUCAAAACCGUUCAUUAUGAGGAGUAUAGCAAAUCCAAUAUAAAUUUUAAAACCGUUCAUUAUGAGGAGGUGUUCAUCCAAGAGAAGUUCACCCAAGAGAAGUUGCACUGUAUAGGAAUAAAGAAUGUGAAGGGAAAGGGAUUCCCUCUUUUCAUGAUUGAAGGGAAGGGAAUUAAAAAAUACGAAAAGUUGCAAAGCACAUUGAUCCGUUAA
Medioppia subpectinata is the source of this 237-nucleotide messenger RNA. Lineage: Eukaryota; Metazoa; Arthropoda; Arachnida; Sarcoptiformes; Oppiidae. The record is from the annotation of a GenBank genome assembly.